CACCAAACUCCUUUUAAAACAUCACCUUCACCAUUACAGUCUCCCAUUUUUACUUCCUUCUCGCUCUUUCCCCUUUUCCACCGUUUUUCUCUCUCAUCGACGCCAUUGUUACAGUCAAGAUACCAUUUCAAGCAUCAACACCUAUUUUGUAACAGGAGUAAGUUGAUCAUCACAAGGAAGAAAUCAUGAGUUCGCAGUUGGAAAUUCAACCUCGUGAGCUUAAAUUUGUUGUUGAACUAAACAAACAGAGCAAGUGUACUGUCCGCCUCGUCAACAAAACAGAUCAACAUCUUGCCUUCAAGGUUAAGACUACAUCACCCAAGAAAUAUUGUGUGCGGCCUAAUGUUGGUGUUAUUCAGCCCAAAUCGGUUCAUGAAUUCGUUGUUAUCAUGCAAGCUAUAAAAACAGCUUCAGUUGAGCUGGCAUGCAAAGACAAGUUCCUGGUUCAAAGCACAAUUGUUCCCGAUGGAACAUUGGAAGAGGAUAUUACAUCUGAAAUGUUCUCUAAAGAUGGUGUGAAAUUUGUUGAAGACAUUAAAAUGAGGGUGAACCUCGUUUUCAAAGCACCCCAUUCCCCAGAGUCAACCACCAACGAAAUACUGAAGCAGGCUGAUGCAAAUGUUGAGUCACAAGUUAUAAAUGAUGACUCUAAGCCAGUGAAGGAUGCAGAUGUUACUCCUACUCAAGAUGUAAAAUCAGAAAAAACUAAGCUGAUGAAAAUUGAACCGAUCGAUGCUGUUGUUUCAAGUGUGCAGAAAGAUGUGGAGACUGAAGUUACUAAAGAUGUAGAACCAAUGACAAGAAUCAAUGAGGAAUCAAAAGUAAUCGAAUCAAGAAUGUCAACGGAUGAUGAGGAACAAAGAUUAUUUAGGGAUGUUGAAGAAAUGAAAUCCAAAUUGCAUGAACUUGAGUCAAAGCUAAGCAAGGCCGAAAUGACCAUUUCAAAUUUGACGGAAGACAGGAGGCAAGUCAUUCAAGAAAGGGAGUCACUGAAACAAGAAAUGGAUUUUCUAAGAACGAGAAAAGUAGAAAGAAGAGUACAGGAUGGAUUUCCCCUUCUGUUUGUCUGCAUGGUAGCCCUCUUCAGUCUCAUUGCUGGAUAUGGCUUUCAUCCGUGAGAAAUCAGUGUUGAGUGUCAAUCCGCACUCUUAGCCCCUUCGAAUAAAAAGAAGGUAUCCCUUGUCCGCGUAAUUUGCAGAGCCAGGUUAAGCUGGGAUAGUAGUUUUGGGAACCAGGAGGUAUUGUGCAUAUGUUAGAUUUUGAGGUGUUUUUAUAAUAUAUCUGUACAUGACCAUACAAAUCCUCCCUCUUUUAUAUUACUCCUCGAGUGAACGAGAGUAACUCAGAAUACUCGAUAGUAUAUGAGUCACAAUCGUUUUGUUGUGUGUUGAUAGUUAUAUAGAUAUAGUAUGUUUUAGCCUCUUCUUUGUACUACUGUAUCAGAUUAUUGCAAGUGUUUGUGUGGAUAA
Amaranthus tricolor (Joseph's coat) is the source of this 1469-nucleotide messenger RNA. RefSeq names its product vesicle-associated protein 2-2-like. Gene Ontology annotation, biological process: endoplasmic reticulum membrane organization. NCBI's taxonomy places the organism in Eukaryota, Viridiplantae, Streptophyta, Magnoliopsida, Caryophyllales, Amaranthaceae. The record is from RefSeq and is a predicted model, not a curated record. The coding region runs from base 186 to 1118 and encodes 310 amino acids. The transcript has 9 exons. Gene Ontology annotation, cellular component: plasma membrane; endoplasmic reticulum membrane.